Molecule: messenger RNA, 792 nt
Organism: Vicia faba (fava bean)
Lineage: Eukaryota; Viridiplantae; Streptophyta; Magnoliopsida; Fabales; Fabaceae
Source: the annotation of a GenBank genome assembly
AUGGGGACUCCUGAAUUCCCAGAUCUAGGCAAGCAUUGUACAGUUUCCGAUUGCAGACUCAACGAUUUCUUACCCUUCACUUGCGAUCGCUGCAAUCAGAUAUAUUGUUUGGAGCACAGAAGUUAUAUAAAACAUCAUUGUACAAAACCCAACAAACAAGAUGUGACGGUUGUUAUAUGUCCACUUUGUGCAAAAAGUGUUCGAUUAAUUCCAGACAAAGAUCCAAACAUAUUAUGGGAACAUCAUGUCAACACAGAUUGUGAUCCAUCAAAUUACGAAAAAGUCACAAAAAAGAAAAAGUGCCCUACCCAAGGAUGCAGAGAGACACUAGUUUUCUCCAACACAAUCAAGUGUAGAGACUGCGGGAUAGAACAUUGUUUGAAACACAGGUUUGGACCGGAUCAUAAAUGUCCAGGACCCGAAAAAUUGGAAACUAGUUUUUCAUUCAUGAGUCUUUUGAAUUUGAGUAGUGCUAGUAGUAGUAAAGAAGAAUCAAAAACAAAUUCAUCUUCGUCAUCAUCGACUUCGUCUAAAUGGGCUUCAAGCCUUCUUGAGUUGGCUGCUAAAUUGAGUGGAAAAACUCAAGAGGAGAAAUGUCCACUUUGUGAUGCGAAGUUUUCAUCGGUUACUAGUUUGGUCGAUCAUGCAAAAAGAGUUCAUGAAGGAAGUAGUAUCAAGCGAAAUGGGGCGAAGAAGGUGUCGAUUUCUGCAUGUCCGAAGUGUAGUAAAGGUUUUCUUGAUCCGAAUUCUCUUGUGGAGCAUGUUGAAAGAGAUCAUGGUGGUAGUUCUUGA